Messenger RNA from Ricinus communis (castor bean), 1297 nucleotides. RefSeq lists its product as uncharacterized. Gene Ontology annotation, molecular function: nucleic acid binding. NCBI's taxonomy places the organism in Eukaryota, Viridiplantae, Streptophyta, Magnoliopsida, Malpighiales, Euphorbiaceae. The record is from RefSeq and is a predicted model, not a curated record. Bases 314 to 979 code for a protein of 221 amino acids. The transcript has 6 exons.
ACUAGUACUGCUCUUAUCUUUGUUUCAUUGAUUAAACACUCAUUUCUUUGAGGACAGGAAUUAAAUAGUUUGAUCCUGUCAAUUCAAAUGGUGAUUACAGAUUGUUAUUAGGUUUCUUCCAUCUGGUGUAAAAUGAAACCCUAAUACAACACAACAGGGCUCACCUGAUUACUUGGCUCCUUUCAGGCCCAUCCAUCCCAAUUGUGGGCUAGCCCACACAUUUUUCCUGAUCGGCUCCUCCCUUCUCCUGAAUAACCAAGCAGAGACUCACUCAGUCUGUUGAAUCGACGGCGGGACUGAAAAGAUUCUCAGAAUGAGCCUUCUCCUAAGAAACGCCAUCAAAUCUAACUUCGCUCUCAAACCUUUCAAUGCUCUCCGCCAAUCUUCCCAACUUUUCUCCACCCUACCACCGCCACCUCCCCACCACCAGGACGAUCCAUCGCCAAUCGAUCCAUUUCUUCAAACUGCCGGCCAAGGUGUGGUGUAUGGGAAAUUGUUUGGUAUCACAAGACACACUUUGAAGACGGACGUUAUCAAUUUGCUCGGAGAAGGCUGUCAAUUAACCCCUGACGAUAUUAAGCUCACCUACGCAUCUUAUGACCCUGUUGCUGUGAUGAUUCAAUUCCCUACUCGUCAGGCAUUUGAUAAUGCUUUCAAGACUAUUGGAAAAAAGGGUCGCCUUCACAGACUGGAAAGGGCUGACCGUUCGCAGUGGGAUUAUAUCAUGCCUUAUGAUGGAAAAACUGUUUUACUUCAAGGAAUCCCUGAAUAUGCAGCCCCAGAAGAUGUAGAGCGCUUCCUGUCUGGUUGUGAAUUUGAUUCAUCCUCAAUCAGGCUGUUUAGGAGGCAAAGUGUACCAGAAGCCAUUAGAGUGGCACUGGUACGUUUUCAUACAAGGACUGCAGCAAUGAAUGCAUUCAUCACAAAGAACCAAGGCUUCUGUUCCAAUAAUAAAAUCUCAAUGCGAGUUCUCCAGUGAAGCUUCUUGCUCCACCUGUAGGCUAGUUUCUUUGGGAUUAUCCGCUUGAACAUCAUGUUUCCUGUAGGAUAUUUUAUAUGAGUUAAAGACUAUUGAUAUUUUCCUCUGAAUUUUUUCUGAUUUGUUCAGAACAUAUUAGUGCUUCAUGCUUUACUUAGAGCAGAAACCUUUUUGAUAUUCUGAUUUAAAAAAGAAAAAGUAAAAACCAACCGCUUGUAGUUGCGUAUGCUAAUAUGAUCGAAGAAAUUGAUAAUUAGAUGUUCGGCAUCGGUUCGGUCGGUCAUUUUGUUAUAUUGAUAUAUAUCUUAUGUUUCCUUU